Scatophagus argus is the source of this 1581-nucleotide messenger RNA. It is a transcript of the gene cdca8, whose product is annotated as cell division cycle associated 8. Bases 146 to 985 code for a protein of 279 amino acids. The record is from RefSeq and is a predicted model, not a curated record. Lineage: Eukaryota; Metazoa; Chordata; Actinopteri; Scatophagidae. The transcript has 11 exons. Gene Ontology annotation, biological process: mitotic sister chromatid segregation. Gene Ontology annotation, cellular component: chromosome passenger complex; spindle midzone; chromosome, centromeric region.
CGACAAUCGUUUUUUUCAUUACGCAAGCAAACGCGCGUUCUAAUUGGCUGACUGCGCCUGUGGCCCAUCCCCCCGCGGAGAUUUGAAAACCGUCUGGUGAAGGAAAAGAGAGUUGAGCUUCCCAGGAAGAGAAACAUAAUCAGAGAUGGCUCCCAGGAAAAGGACCACCAAACAACGGAAAAACGACCCCAAAUCGGCCAAACUCGAGGCUUUCCUGCAGGAUUUCGACAGCGAGGUGGAGACCAGAGUUGUGCGACUGAAGGAGAAGAUCAAUCAGCUGCUGAAAGAUGUUGACAACAGUUACAACAUGGCGCUAAUUAAGCUCCCCAAGGCUUUCAGACAAACUGCCUGGCUGGAACAUUGCAAGUCUGAGAAACCAAAGUCACCCGCAGUGGAUAAUACGAAGAGAGAAGAGGAAGCUGCUAUUGUUGACAGUGUUAUGGCAGAGGACCACGCAGAGCUUCUGAAAUCAGUCAAGAAAACAUCCAAGAAAAAUGGUGGCGCCAAAUCCAGUUCAGAGGAUGAAAACAUCCCGAGCACAACAAGGAAGGGGAAAGCGACAAGGAAACCUCCGUCCACAUCAAAAAGGGCAAAGGCGCUGGCAGUCAGCAAGCAGAACACCUCCAUCAGACGAUCAGCCAGGAAGCCGUUGGUCACUCCUGCCAGGAACAUGCUGGAUUCAUCUUUGAUGAUGGGCGCCACCCCUCUAGUUACCCCACGCUUUGACCCAAGGCUUCCAAAGACCCCUGCUGUGAGGGUUCCUCGCCACAAAGAGAGGGUCUACAGCAUUUCAGUCAACGGCUCUCCCAUUGCAGCAGGAAACGAGGAUAUCAUCAUCAACAUCCCCAGCGGCAAUGGCGAGAGCGUCCAGCUGUUGGCCAGUCAGAUGGACACAGUGGACCUGUCACUACUGGAUGAAACUGCUCUGAAGAGCAUUCGGCUGCUGCAGAAUCGCCUCACGAACCUGUGCGGGAUAACAGAGUGACCUGUUCGUCUGCUGUUGACUUGUAUAUUACUUUAAAGAAAUUUUAUCCUUAUUUUAAAGCCUCAGCGUUGGCAGGUUCUUAAGGAAACCACGUUUUGCCAGUACUUUGUUUUGCUGGCCAUAGUUUUCUUUAAACCCAACACAUUCACUUGAAUUCAUCCAGUUGCUGAAACCUGUCAGAUGUUUAAAUGUGUCUUCUGUUUCACUCAUUUACCUUCGUGAGAUAGUUUAGUUAACAGCCUCGCUUCACCUUUCAUUUUUAUGAGUGUUUUCUGCUGCUGUUGUAGCAUUAGGUCUCAUUUUUAGUGCUGUUCCAGUCUUUUAUUCUCGUAAAAUAUGGAUUUUAUUUGUUCUUCACGACUUCUAAGAAUAUUGACAGAUAUGUGCUCUGCAGAUACUUUAUUUUUAACUCUUUUGUAGGUUCACUCUAAUCCUACAUUUUUUUUGGGUUCAUUUUGUCAUUGUUGAGUCAACAAUUCUCCAGGUUUCAAUAAAUCACUAGAGUUACAUUAUCGGUAACUCCAUUAUCGGUCCAAAUGCAAACUUCAUAUACAUAGAUGACUCUUUGUAUGCAAAGCUGAUAAAGGAUUUUGACC